UACAUUCUCUCCCCUUUCCGCGUCUCUCUUCCUCUCUUAGGUGUCUUCGAAAAUCUCUUCCCCUAUCUUUCUGCGCUUGGAGUUGGCCAAGUGAUGGAGUCACCCAGUAAUACUAAUCACCACGCCCUCGACGGAGACGUCAACGACGACGACAAGCCCCAACCUCUCACCGGCGACGGUGCCAGUCCCGGAAAGAUAUUCAUCGGGGGUUUAGCCAGAGAAACCACGAUUGGUCAAUUCAUCAAGCACUUCGGUAAAUACGGCGAGAUAACGGAUUCCGUCAUCAUGAAGGACCGUAAGACCGGCCAGCCUCGCGGUUUCGGCUUCAUAACCUACGCUGAUGCCUCUGUGGUUGAUAGUGUUAUUGAGGACACUCACAUUAUCAAUGGCAAGCAAGUUGAGAUUAAGCGGACGAUACCCCGAGGUGCUGUUGGCUCGAAUUCGAAGGACUUCAGAACGAAAAAGAUUUUUGUUGGUGGGAUUCCUUCGACUGUAACCGAAGACGAAUUUAGGGAUUUCUUUACACGCUAUGGAGAAGUCAAAGAUCACCAAAUAAUGCGGGACCACUCUACUAAUCGUUCACGUGGCUUUGGGUUUAUCACCUAUGACUCUGAAGAAGCUGUUGAUGAUCUCUUAUCCGUGGGAAACAAAAUUGAGUUUGCUGGAGCUCAGGUGGAAAUCAAGAAGGCAGAACCAAAGAAGCCUAAUCCACCAGCCCCAUCAUCCAAGCGCUAUAAUGACUCUCGUUCUUCAUAUGGUGGUGGAUACGGAGAUGCUUAUGACAGUGGAUUUGGUGGUAAUUUUGAUAUGGGUGGCUAUAGGUCAGGUGGUGCCUAUGGUGGUAGGGGAAGUGCUUAUGGUGGCUUUGGAAGUGAAUUUGCUGGGUAUGGUGGAUAUGCUGGUUCCUUGGGGCCUUAUAGAGGUGACCCUUCACUUGGGUAUGCUGGUCGAUAUGGUGGAGGUUUUGGCAGAGGUUAUGAUCUUGGUGGGUAUGGACCUAAUGAAGGUUAUGGGGCAUAUGGUGGUGGUGGCUCCUCUGGUAGCGCCUAUGGAAGCAACUAUGAUGCCAGCCUAGGGGGUGGAUAUGGGGGGCCAGGUGGAGGCUCUUUUUAUGGGACUAGAGGGGGAUAUAGUGGUGCAGGAACUGGUCGAUAUCAUCCUUAUGGAAGAUAGAAGUUUGUCAUCGAAGAAUUAUAGUCUAGGACUAAGAUGUCUAGCAUUAAAGCAAGUUUGUAGUUUGUUGUGUUUGGUUAUUCAGUUCUCUAGGCUACAUAUUUUCAUUUUCUGAAAAAAAAAAUCUGUCAAUGAUACUUUUAUUUACAAGUCCCUUUAGUUAUUAGCAGCACACUCUCGCCAGCUUUAGAAGACCAAACAUUUUUUUAGCUCGGCCCUCUGUUGAAGUCUGAUUAUCUGAUUGAUGUAUGAGCUAAAACAGUGCAGAUGGUUGUAUUCUUAGUUUUGUUCAUGGCUACAUUUUUCACUACUGCUCUUUAUGUUUAUUUAAUUUUGAUACACUUA
Molecule: messenger RNA, 1518 nt
Organism: Cajanus cajan (pigeon pea)
Lineage: Eukaryota; Viridiplantae; Streptophyta; Magnoliopsida; Fabales; Fabaceae
Product: RNA-binding (RRM/RBD/RNP motifs) family protein
Biological process (GO): regulation of gene expression
Cellular component (GO): chromatin; nucleoplasm
Molecular function (GO): RNA binding
Source: RefSeq, a predicted model, not a curated record